Ramularia collo-cygni is the source of this 3219-nucleotide messenger RNA. Its product is annotated as probable nuclear transport receptor CRM1/MSN5 (importin beta superfamily). Gene Ontology annotation, cellular component: cytoplasm; nucleus. The record is from RefSeq and is a predicted model, not a curated record. Gene Ontology annotation, biological process: ribosomal large subunit export from nucleus; ribosomal small subunit export from nucleus; protein export from nucleus. The coding region runs from base 1 to 3219 and encodes 1072 amino acids. Gene Ontology annotation, molecular function: small GTPase binding; nuclear export signal receptor activity. NCBI's taxonomy places the organism in Eukaryota, Fungi, Ascomycota, Dothideomycetes, Mycosphaerellales, Mycosphaerellaceae. The transcript has 2 exons.
AUGGCGAUGAGCAUCGAGGAGCUCGAUGUCACGGUGCGCUCCUUCUACGAGGGCCGUGGCGAACAGCAGAAGCAAGCACAAGCCUCGCUCAACCAGUUCAAAGAGAACCCGGACGCCUGGUUGAUGGUGGACAAGAUUCUGCAGGAAGCACAAUACCCGCAGACCAAAUACCUUGGACUACAAGUGCUCGACAAUGUCAUCAUGACCCGGUGGAAGGUGCUGCCGCGCGAUCAGUGCCAUGGUAUUCGUAACUUUGUUGUCAACUACAUCAUUCAGCAGAGCAGCACAGAAGAACUCCUACGCAAAGAGCGCGCACUGCUCAACAAGCUCAACCUCGUCCUCGUCAGUAUCCUCAAACAGGAGUGGCCACACAACUGGCCGACGUUCAUCAACGAGAUCAUUUCAUCCUGCCGCAGCAGCCUGCCCAUUUGCGAAAACAACAUGGCCAUUCUGCGCUUGCUCUCUGAAGAGGUCUUUGACUUCUCCCAGGACGCCAUGACCAGCACCAAGACGCGUCAAAUGAAGCAGAGCAUGUGUGACGAGUUCACCAGCAUCUACAACCUCUGCUCGGAGAUUCUCAGAACCGCGGACCAGCCUAGCCUUAUCAAGGCCACGCUUGAGACGCUGCUGAAGUUCUUGAGUUGGAUUCCGCUUGGGUACAUCUUUGAGACACCGCCCACAGGUGCCUCGUUGAUCGAGACGCUUAGAAGCCGUUUCCUCGAGCUGCCCGAGUUCCGCAACGUCACCUUGAAGUGCUUGACGGAGAUUGGAAGCUUGCAGACGGAGCACAACUGGAACGAUAAGUUGGUACAGAUGUUCACCGACACGCUCACAACCAUCUCCACCAUCAUUCCUCUAUCUCUUGAUCUCAAGUCAACCUACGCAUCCUCCAACAGCAGAGAUCAGGAGUUUGUACAAAAUCUGGCGCUUUUCCUCUGCAACUUCUUCAGCAAUCAUCUCAGCAUCAUUGAGAACCUUCCUAACCGGGACUUCCUCCUGCACGGCCAUUUCUACUUGAUCAGAAUCAGCCAGAUCGAGGACCGUGAGAUCUUCAAAAUCUGCCUGGAGUACUGGACGAAAUUGGUGUGCGAGCUUUACGACGAGAUGCAGCAAAUUCCCAUCACCGAAAUGAACCCACUGAUUAACAUGACCGGGCUUCAGAACGGCGGUGCGAUGAACCCACAGAUUCUGGCAAACUACCCACUGCGGAAACACAAGUACACAGAUGUCCUCUCCAACCUUCGACAGGUCAUGAUUGAGAAGAUGGUACGACCCGAGGAGGUGCUCAUCGUGGAGAACGACGAGGGAGAGAUUGUGCGCGAGUUCGUCAAGGAGUCCGACACUAUCCAGCUCUACAAGACCACAAGAGAGUGUCUGGUCUUCCUCACCCAUCUGGAUGUUGUGGAUACCGAGCAAAUCAUGUCCGAAAAGCUGGCGCGACAAGUCGAUGGUACCGAGUGGAGCUGGGGUAACUGCAACACUCUCUGUUGGGCUAUUGGGUCCAUCUCAGGGGCCAUGAACGAGGAGACUGAGAAGCGCUUCCUUGUUACUGUCAUCAAGGAUCUUCUCGGUCUUACCGAGAUGAAGCGCGGAAAGGACAACAAAGCUGUGGUGGCGUCCAACAUCAUGUACAUCGUUGGACAAUACCCUCGAUUCUUGAAGGCACACUGGAAGUUCCUUAAGACGGUCGUCAAUAAGCUGUUCGAGUUCAUGCAUGAGACCCACGAGGGUGUUCAAGACAUGGCCUGCGACACUUUCAUCAAGAUUGCGAACAAGUGCAAGAGGCACUUUGUUAUUCAGCAACCCGGCGAGAGCGAGCCAUUCAUCGACGAGAUUGUCAAGACCAUGCGAAAGAUUACAUGCGAUCUUUCUCCUCAACAAGUGCACACAUUCUACGAGGCUUGUGGCUACAUGAUCAGUGCACAGGGCGCCAAGUCGACACAAGAGCGACUCAUCAGCGAAUUGAUGAGCUUGCCCAACUCUGCUUGGGACCAGAUCAUCCAGGGUGCCCACAACGACCCUACCAUCCUUCACAACUCGGAGACUAUAAAGGUAAUCGGCAACAUCAUGAAGACUAACGUCGCAGCAUGCAGCAGUAUCGGGUCGUACUUUUUCCCGCAGAUUGGUCGAAUUUACCUCGACAUGCUGACCAUGUACCGCGCAUCGUCUCAAUUGAUCGACGAGGCCGUUCAGCGCGACGGAAACAUUGCGACCAAGAUGCCGAAAGUCCGCGGUUUGAGAACGAUCAAGAAGGAGAUUCUCAAGCUCAUCACGACGUAUGUUGAGAAGGCGGAUGAUCUUGAGAUGAUUCACCAGACCCUCGUUCCUCAACUGCUGGAAGCCAUCUUACUCGACUACAAGAACAACGUUCCGGAUGCUCGCGAGGCGGAAGUAUUGGCUGUCAUCACAGUCUUGAUCUCCAAAUUACAGGGCAUGAUGACGGAACAAGUCCCCGCAAUUCUCGAUAAUGUGUUUGAGUGCACGUUGGAUAUGAUUAACAAGGAUUUCUCCGAAUACCCCGAGCAUCGUGUCGAGUUUUUCAAGCUGCUGCGAGCCAUCAACCAGCGAUGCUUCCCGGCUCUGCUCAAGCUGGAUCAGWCUCACUUCAAGCUCGUCAUCGACUCGUGCAUGUGGGCGAGCAAACACGACAACCGUGCGGUUGAAGGCGAGGGUUUACAAAUGUGUGUGGAGCUGGUGGAGAACAUGGCCAACCACACCGAUCAACAGACUUGUGAUGCUUUCUUCCAGAACUUCUUCACUACCGUGUUGCAGGAUGUCUUCUUCGUCCUCACCGACUCCGACCACAAGGCUGGAUUCAAGUAUCAGUCGAUGCUGCUUGCGCGUCUCUUCUGGCUCGUCGGCGCGAACAAAAUCUCCGGACCCAUAUACACCGAUCAGACAGUGCAGGGUACAUCCAACCGCGACUUCCUGCAAAACUUUGUGGCCACUCUGCUCUCCAACGCAUUCCCCAACCUGCAGGCCGUGCAAAUCACCAACUUCAUCACGAGUCUGUUUGAGACGACAGAGGAUCUUGUCAAGUUCAAGCUCAUUCUCCGCGACUUCUUGAUCCAAUUGAAGGAGUUUGCGGGCGACAACACGGAGCUGUUCCAGGAGGACCGCGAGAAGGCGGCCAAGGAUGCGCAAGAGGCAGAGCGGAAUCGCAUGUCCAAGGUUGCGGGAUUGCUCAAGCCAAGUGAGUUGGACGAUGAUGAGCUUUGA